GUUCAUUCCGCCGGCCGCGGGGGCUGUGCCCAGCUGACGCAGACCCUGGCCGUGCCCUCUCGCGUGGCACAGACGGCUCCGGCCGCGCGCCUGGCCGCCUGGGGCUCGGAAGGGAAGGGAGUAAACAAUGAGCCAGCUGGCUGAGGGGCUCGUCCGGCCGCCCUGCCUGUGCUGAGAGCCUGGUCUCUGGGCGUCUCAGACAGCACAGCCCAGGGGCUAUCUGCAUAGCGCUGGGCAGGUCAGCUGCAGCCAGUGACAGCCCGGGCUCGCGGCCAGUGGGGCUUUGCUUCAUACCCAAUCCCCUGGACAUGAUGGGCAGAGUGAGGGGCACAGGGGAACGACCCCAGUAAUGACAGGCGAGGCCCCGUCCAAGGCGGCAGGGAAGUGCUGGCUCUAGUGCGAAAAUGCCAACCAGAGAUGGGGAUUUUCCCUCCGGGUUCUCAGCGUGUGGCCAACGCUGAAGAUUAGCCCACAGACCUGGCCGCUUUCACCGCCCGCUGCUCUUCCGGAAUGUAACUAAGGUCCUGAAGCCACUGGUGGGUCUCAGUCCAGCUCCAAGGGCCCGUCCUAGGGAAACCUGGGCAGUAGCUGGCACCCCGUUGGCACAGCUGAGAUGUCAGGGUCCAGCAAGGCCAUUGCAGAGCGCGGCUGCAGAGACCAAAGGUCACCCCCAUGGUGGACAGCUGUGGCUCCAAGCAGACUUGGCUUUUGGUGUUAUGCAGUGCUUGGGUAAAAAUCACAGCUCUUGAACGUAAGCUCUUGUUGCUUGAAUGCAAAGGACAACGCAGCUAUGUGGAUUCCACUCGCCCCUGCAGCUGGGCCCUGCGGCGCUGGGCACAACCCGCUUUAUCCAGCCUGUAUCUGUUGGGCGACAGAGGACGCCAGUCGGCAGGCCUGUCCGCCCAGCACCUUCCACCAGCAUUGAAUUUCUGUUUGAAAGAAAACCCAAGAAUGGAGUGACGCGAUGCUGUCGUCAGAGCCAGCCAGACCCAGGCAGACAGGGGCUGCGGAGCAGAUCAACACCAACAGGAAAUCUUUUGUGCAAACACCGCGAGCAAAGCCAAAGUGACACUCCGCUGGUCGGCGGAACAGCCCUGCCUUUGUCCAGGUGCAGCAGGUGAAGCAAAUUGGCUUCUAGCGACUCCCCUUGCCAAGAGGGACCCCUGCUGUGGAAUCCACCACAACAGGGGCGGGAGCUCAGUGCCCCCACUGCCUGGCUCUGGGCCAGUGCCCACGCUUUGGAUUCUUUCCUUAUAUCCUUGGUUGCUGUUGGAGGAGAAAGUGGGUCAGCGGGCGAGUGAAUUGGCCGGUCCCAAGGUGGCUGGCAGAGCGUACCCCAUGGGCACCUGCUAUUGGGGUCCACAGCUUUUCAUUCACAUUGGGCAACCCCUGCUGGAGGAUCUCGGGGUACGUCCCCGGAACACCUCUGCACCGGGCCAUGCAAUUCCCCCCACCCCCGAGCUCUUUUGCCAGAGCCACCGACUUCCAGAGCAUUAUCAGGAAACCUGGCGUGAGCUGAGAGCCCCACGAGCAAGGCAGCUGCACGCCAGCCUGCCAAGGGAACGCAGGCUGCUCUCAGGGGGGCCCGUUCCCAGCCGUCCCCGCCAGGCUGGCUCUGCUUCUGCACUAACUGCCUUUGGAGGAGCAGCAAGGGCUGCAGCAAGUUCCAUCUCCCCUGGGGCUCCCUGUAAUUGUUCCCAGUGAACUCAGCCCGGCAUCGGGCUCUUUGUUUGCACCUGGUACAAACACCUGCAGCGGCCGGGGCUGGGGGAGGGGCCCUUCCGCUUCACCCAGGGUUUGCAGAGGAAAGCAGGACAGACACCUGCCCAGCACAGAGCAAGCCCUGCGAUCCAUGGAGCUGCUGCCCGAGCCAGGCAGGCCCUCCCCGGCACGGCGGAGCCAGGGUGCUAAAGCCCCAGGGACUGUAUUCGCUCAAGGGCCCUUGCUCGCUGUGGGCCUCCUGCAGUGCAGCGGUAAGGUUUGCAGAGGUAUCAACGUCCCUACAUAAAACCAUGCAUGGAAAUGCACCGAGCAGGGAGCUAGGCCGACGCAUGCAGGGAAUGAGGGGCUUCUAUGGAGUGGUGCGUGCAGGGAGCCCAGGAGCCGAAGGGGGAUGCACCAAGCCUUCACUUCCAAGAGCACAAGCACCGGGCGCUAACUGAACUGUUCCCAGCUGACACAAGCCCUGUGUCUGGACAGGGCGCGUCACACGACAGCCAAAUUCUAGAGCUGCAUUAGACACGGGAAAAAACUCUCUUUCAAUGAACCCUGGUGAAACCUCCCCAAAGGCCCAACAAGAACGGAGCUGGCUGGUCCCGAUCAGUCAAAUGACCCUGGAAAAGUGAGGAAACCAGCCGUCACGUAGGGCGAACGCUCCACUGGUGUGGGAAACGUCAGGUGUAUCGCAGGCGUCCUGUGGAUCCAGCUCGGGGUCGGGGCCCUCCAUGGAGCUGGGCACAGGAACUCCCGCAGCCAAGGGCGAGUCCCUGCCCCAAAGAGCUUCCAACCCCGGUAGUAACAGAGCCGGGGCCUACGCCAACCUGAUUACAGAACAAGCCCCACCUGAGGGGCCCGGACACUGCCUUAUAAAGGGCAGAAGGUGGCUGCAGCGGAGAGGGAGAGCCUGGCUUGAGUGGGGAUGAAGCCCAGCUGUGGGGGAGAACCAGGAAGAGACGUACCGAGGUCAGAAGCCGGGGACAGGGAAAGGUGCAGAACUCACUGCUGCAGCACGGACAGCCAGGUAAAUCUACAACUCUUCAGGUGCACGGAGCGCUGGAGACUGCAGAGAUGUGGGUUUCCUUUCUGGGACGGGCUCCCUCGCAGAGACCACCUGAAAAGCUGCUUCUGCAGCAUUCGGAGCUUUUCCGUGGACCUGACAAAAGCAGAUUUUAGCCACCAUCUAAGCCAUUCGGACACCCGAGGAGAUGGCUCUCAGACUGAUCCCCAGCAGAGCGACGGAGAGCCCUGCGCUGCGGGGGGCUCAGAGCCUUUGAAAGACACAAAGCCCCCCUUUUCCAAGCACCCAACGCUGCUUCCCCCCACUAACUGCUGUAUGAGUGGCUGCCACAACUGCGUUUGGAUUGCAUAUGUAGAGGAGCUGCAGAAACACUACCAGGAUGGGGGGGAACAGGCCUUAGCAGCUGUGGAAAAGCACAUAGACGAUGAGAACAUUAAAAUGAUUUUAAAGAUGGAAAUCAGAUUCCGCAUGAAGAAAGACUGAUGCUCACAGCCUGCACUGCAUGGCUCCUCUUCUCCCGUGGCACUACAAACUCCAGAGAGAGAGCGAGCCCAGAUUUAUUUAUUGUCCCUUCUCCAAAAAGGCUCCUCAUUUAACAUCGUUUGUCCAUCUCCUUUUAAGCUCGAGAACCCAGUUUGACGACCAGUUGGUAAAGGAUUGCCAUUAUUUAUUGGUAUGAGUUACAGUACUUGGCGGAAAUUCGGUGAGAAUAAAUUCAUACCCGUGUGCUUAAAAAUGGGAA
This is a messenger RNA of Malaclemys terrapin pileata, 3479 nucleotides long. RefSeq names its product oxidoreductase like domain containing 1 (gene OXLD1). Gene Ontology annotation, cellular component: mitochondrion. Bases 2639 to 3220 code for a protein of 193 amino acids. The transcript has 3 exons. The record is from RefSeq and is a predicted model, not a curated record. Lineage: Eukaryota; Metazoa; Chordata; Testudines; Emydidae.